Messenger RNA from Ostreobium quekettii, 803 nucleotides. The record is from the annotation of a GenBank genome assembly. Lineage: Eukaryota; Viridiplantae; Chlorophyta; Ulvophyceae; Bryopsidales; Ostreobiaceae.
AUGAGCGAGGACGGCAGCGAGGCGGGCAGCAAUGGCUCCGGCCUCAUCUCCUGCCCGGACAGCGACGCGGACACGGGCCCCUUCGGCGCCCCGCCCUCCGCCCUCGAAGGGGAGGCAGAAGAUCUCAAGGUCAGCCAGCAGGUGGCCCUGUUUGUCGAGAUGCUCGAGGACGCCUACGAGGCCCUCCUGCAGCGCGAGAUCACCCCCGAGGUGGUGCCUGGAACGACGGCUGUGCUGAUUCGCUUCCCCGUCCCAGGCCCGGUGCGGGCCGUGCUCCGCUGUGAGGAUCGCCUCCUGCUGUUCAUCAAAUUCGAGCACAGGCCUGGCGGCUGGGCUGUGCCAAGGGUGUCCCUGGCUCCCUCUCAAGAGAGGGAUUUCAGCGUGGUGACCCAAUUCUGGCGCAGCCAGGCGCAGCCGCACUCGACGGAUCAGACCACCCUGUGCUACACAAAAGCGCUGCUUUUGGCUAUAGCCAAUGACAUGGAUGUUGCGUUCCUGAUGGACCGGCCGGGACUGGCCGCGGAGCGGGUCCGGGAUCGCAUAUCGGUGCAGGAUGAGAACUUUGCGGGGGUGUUCAGGAUGCCAAUGGAUGUGAAGAAGGUGGACGUGGAGGUGGCAGAGAUCGUGGGGGAGGCGAUGGGCGUGAUGGGCGGGCGGACGGUGCGCAACGUGGUGCUGAGGGCGGUGGAUGUGGUGGAGGGCAACCUGAGGAGGCUGGGGGAGCGGUGCUACCUGUGUGGCACACGGCACAGGCCGCAGCCAGUGGUGCCAGUGCCGCUGCCAUGCUGCAAUUACCUGUGCAG